This is a messenger RNA of Dreissena polymorpha, 2545 nucleotides long. RefSeq lists its product as uncharacterized. The transcript has 3 exons. The record is from RefSeq and is a predicted model, not a curated record. The coding region runs from base 215 to 1327 and encodes 370 amino acids. NCBI's taxonomy places the organism in Eukaryota, Metazoa, Mollusca, Bivalvia, Myida, Dreissenidae.
UAUAAGUUGAGCAGUUGUUCUGUAUUAACAUUAUAUAACAUGAACGUAUUGAGAACUAAUCACCAUACUUAAUUUAAAAUGUCAUUAGCAAGGUUUAUUCACAAACAGAAAGUGAUUUAAGUUGAACGCUUAUCGGAAAAUAUGUGUUUUAAAGUCAUACAGGAUGUGUCAGUUGAUCGUUAAGCCAUGAUGUCUUCGACGUUUAAAUAACGUUAUGAGCGUCAACGACGUGAAAACAGAAGGGUGUUGCAAAAUGCGCAUGAUCGAAUACCACAACUACAAGACGCUGCUGGGUCCCUGCUUCGUGAGCUUCAGUGUACCGUUACUAGUUCCCGGCGUGGUUCUCACCGUCGUCGGCUCCAUCGAUAAUGACGUCACGUUCGCGCGCUUCAGUGGUUGGCACAUUGCGGGCAUCGCCAUAUUGACGUUUGCGCUGGUACUACUGUUGGUUGGUAUUAUACUUAAGUGUUGCAUCAGGCCGGUGCUUAGUGCAGACAUCGAGAAACACUUGACGCCGCGUUCUUCCAGAGUGACCGGAAGUAGGAACCUUGGUUAUGAAAAUGACACUGUAUACUCAGGAAAUUUAAGGUCCACUAAAGUAGGUCACCACGAUGGCGGCGGAGACCGCGUGGUUUCAACGCACGAGAAAAAGGAGGCGUCAACGAGUAACGCUGACAAACAACGAACAGUAAAACAAAGUGGCAAUCCUUCUGCCUCGGCAAACGGUACCACUAACAAACAGAGCACUACAGAUGGCGCUAAACAUAAGGGACUUAAAGCAAACGGUCAAAAUAAACAUCCUAUGGAAAACCAACGUCCGCAGGCAUUGUCUGCGGAUUUGAAUCCAUCUAAGGGGUCGCAAGUUCCCGUCAAAGUGUCCCACAUAAAGCCUUCCCUAACGCCUAGACCAGAUAUGGACGCGACACACCCAUUUAGCGACCCAGCGGAAAACAUCUCUUUUUUGCCAGAAGAGAAACCAAAAAAGAGAAAAAAGAAAAAGAAGCGGCGACAACGUGAUCUGUCCCCACACACCGCAACAGACGAUAUUAAUACCAGCAUAAGCGUGCGCACCCCUCAUGAACGUCCGAAUCCCCGGGAAUUAUCUAGCACGGCUAAUGCAGACGACAGCACAAUGUUAAACGAUGAUUCCCAAGUGCCUGUUGCGACGUCGUUGAUAACGAGCGAAGGAUCGCAUGAGGCGGAGGCGGGCGUCCCUCAGUCUGUCCUGAUGCACUCAGGCGAGCAACAUGACUACCACGAUCUUCACGUGCAUUUCCACAGCGCACCUGAAGCAAUUUUACCUGAACAAAUUGAAGGAGAUUCAUGAGUGAUUAUCCCCACGUUUUUCGGAGAAAAAGUGAGGAUAUUGCGUUGAUCUCCGUCUUCCGUCCGUCCUGGCCACUAUCUCCUCCUACACUAUUAGCACUAGAACCUUGAAACUUUCACACAUGGUAGCUAUGAGCAUAUGUGCGACCCUGCACUAUUUGGAAUUUUGAUCUGACCCCUGAGUCAAAAGGAAUGGGGGUUGGGGUGGGGCCGGCUCAGAGAUUUUUACUCAUUGUUUUAGGUUAUUUUACAUUAACGUCUUCAUUUCUACACCGAUUUACUUCAGAUUGAUACUGAACCUCUCUUAUGACAAUAUGGUCAAUCUCAACUAUGCAUGGCCCCAUUACCAACCCUGGGGCGCCCCGCCCACAUAGACCACACCCACCCAAAAUUGCUUUUUACUAUAAUUUCUUAAUUUCUACACCGAUUCGCUUCAAAUUGAUUCUGAACCUCUCUUAUGACAAUACGGUCAAUCUCAACUAUGCAUGGCCCCAGUACCAACCCUGGGGUGCCACGCCCACAUAGACCACACCCAUAUAGACCACACCCACCCAAAAUGGCCUUUAACUUUAAUUUCUUCAUUUCUACACCGAUUCACUUCAAAUUGAUACUGAACUUCUCUUAUGACAAUACUGACAAUCUCGACUAUGCAUGGCCCCAUUACCAACCCUGUGGCGCCCCGCCCACAUAGGCCACACCCACCCAAAAUUACCUUUUACUAUAAUUUCUUCAUUUCUACACCGAUUCACUUCUAAUUGAUACUUAACUUCUCUUAUGACAAUACGGUCAAUCUCAGCUAUGCAUGGCCCCAUUACCAACCAUGGGGCGUCCCUGGGUUAAACAUGCGGCGUGGGGAUACGCGUCGGCCUCUUCCGCGCCAUUUCUAGUUUGAAUUUGUUGUGAAAAGAAAUAUACUGACGCCUACCAACGUGCUUAUGUAUUUCCUUAUAUAAGAAUUGCAUAUUUGCAGUUUACCCUUUUUAAAAUGUAAUUGUAAGCGUUGUAAUUGUAAACGAAAUGUUAUAUAAAAUUAGCCUGCAAUAUACAUUAUUCUAAAUGAGUUUUUACAGCAGCUUUUGUUGCUGCUGGUUAUUCACGGUUUCUGCUGGUCGGAUAUUUUGAGCAUAUCUGUGAUUUGUUUUUGAUGUGUUGAUUGUUUUCUGCAGUAUUUUUUUCAUUCCAAUUCCGUCCGAAGAAAAUAAAUUAUUGUUGGACUUAC